Messenger RNA from Hyaena hyaena (striped hyena), 1455 nucleotides. RefSeq names its product paired box 3 (gene PAX3). The coding region runs from base 1 to 1455 and encodes 484 amino acids. Gene Ontology annotation, molecular function: DNA-binding transcription factor activity, RNA polymerase II-specific; RNA polymerase II cis-regulatory region sequence-specific DNA binding. Gene Ontology annotation, biological process: anatomical structure development; regulation of transcription by RNA polymerase II. Lineage: Eukaryota; Metazoa; Chordata; Mammalia; Carnivora; Hyaenidae. The record is from RefSeq and is a predicted model, not a curated record. The transcript has 9 exons.
AUGACCACGCUGGCCGGAGCCGUGCCCAGGAUGAUGCGGCCGGGCCCGGGGCAGAACUACCCGCGCAGCGGCUUCCCCCUGGAAGUGUCCACUCCCCUGGGCCAGGGCCGCGUCAACCAGCUCGGUGGCGUGUUUAUCAACGGCAGGCCGCUCCCCAACCACAUCCGCCACAAGAUCGUCGAGAUGGCCCACCACGGAAUCCGGCCCUGCGUCAUCUCCCGCCAGCUGCGCGUGUCCCACGGCUGCGUCUCGAAGAUCCUGUGCAGGUAUCAGGAGACCGGCUCCAUCCGCCCCGGGGCCAUUGGAGGCAGCAAACCCAAGCAGGUGACAACGCCUGACGUGGAGAAGAAAAUUGAGGAAUACAAAAGAGAGAACCCGGGCAUGUUCAGCUGGGAAAUUCGAGACAAAUUACUCAAGGACGCCGUCUGUGAUCGGAACACUGUGCCCUCAGUGAGUUCCAUCAGCCGCAUCCUGAGGAGUAAAUUCGGCAAAGGCGAGGAGGAGGAGGCUGACCUGGAGAGGAAGGAGGCAGAGGAGAGCGAGAAGAAGGCGAAACACAGCAUCGACGGCAUCCUGAGCGAGCGAGCCUCAGCACCCCAGUCGGAUGAAGGCUCCGACAUUGACUCUGAACCGGAUUUGCCCCUGAAGAGAAAGCAGCGCAGGAGCCGAACGACCUUCACAGCAGAACAGCUCGAAGAACUGGAACGAGCCUUCGAGAGGACCCACUACCCUGACAUUUAUACCAGGGAGGAGCUGGCGCAGAGGGCGAAGCUCACAGAGGCCCGAGUGCAGGUUUGGUUUAGCAACCGCCGUGCGAGAUGGAGGAAGCAAGCUGGGGCCAAUCAACUGAUGGCUUUCAACCAUCUCAUUCCGGGGGGAUUCCCUCCCACUGCCAUGCCGACUCUGCCAACGUACCAGCUGUCGGAGACGUCUUACCAGCCCACCGCUAUUCCACAAGCCGUGUCGGAUCCCAGCAGCACGGUGCACAGACCUCAGCCGCUUCCUCCGAGCACAGUACACCAAAGCACUAUUCCUUCGAACCCAGACAGCAGCUCUGCCUACUGCCUCCCCAGCACCAGGCAUGGAUUUUCCAGCUAUACAGACAGCUUUGUGCCUCCGUCUGGGCCCUCCAACCCCAUGAACCCCGCCAUUGGCAAUGGCCUUUCACCUCAGGUAAUGGGACUGCUGACCAACCACGGUGGUGUACCCCACCAGCCCCAGACCGAUUAUGCUCUCUCCCCGCUCACCGGGGGGCUGGAACCUACCACCACCGUGUCGGCCAGCUGCAGCCAGAGACUAGACCACAUGAAGAGCUUGGACAGUCUGCCCACCUCUCAGUCCUACUGCCCACCCACCUAUAGCACCACGGGCUACAGUAUGGACCCCGUCACCGGCUACCAAUACGGGCAGUAUGGACAAAGUGCCUUUCAUUAUCUCAAGCCAGAUAUCGCAUAA